UUUCAUCACUUCGGCAUAGCAUGCAGAGGGACCCGUUCCAGAUCUACAACAGCACCGGCCCGGACGCAAGGAUGAUCCUACAACAGAUGGCGGAAGUGUGAGAGAACAAGUAAUGGCUUCCACAGGGGUCGGCCACAGCAUUCAGGGGGACGACAACCUCCAGUCCAUGCUUGUGGGAACGGUGAUGAGGAAAGUCAAGUCUCGUACCUGGAAGAAGCAGCGCUACUUCAAACUGCAAGAUGACUAUAUGACCAUCUGGUAUAAGUCCAAGAAGGCUGGUAACACCCACUCCACAUUUUCAGUUAGUGAUUUGGAGGCAAUACGAGAUGGACACCAGUCCGAGGUGCUGCUCAGCAUUGCGGAUGAGUUCCCGGCUGACCGCUGCUUCACUCUGGUUUUCCGUGGUCGCAGGGGAAACCUGGACCUGGUGGCCGAGUCAGCCGAGGAAGCACAGUCCUGGAUCAAAGGCAUGAGGAUGCUGAUCGAGAACUUGGAGAACAUGGGGGAGCGGGAGAAACUGGAUCAAUGGAUUGGUGACUGGUUCAGGAAGGCAGACAAGAAUAAUGAUGGCAGGAUGAACUUCAAGGAAGUGCAAGAUUUACUGAAAAUGAUGAAUGUGGACAUGAACGAGCACCACGCUCAUCGUCUCUUCACAAUGGCUGAUAAGUCCCAAUCUGGUAUGCUGGAAGAUGAUGAGUUUGUGCUCUUCUACAAGAUGUUAACCCAGCGGGAGGAUGUACUGAGGGUUUUCCAGGGGUACUCAGUGGAUGGCCAGAAGUUGUUCCAAAGUGACUUGGAGGACUUCCUGAGAGAGGAGCAGCUGGACGGGAAUGACAUCCAGCAGCAUGCCAAGCAGCUUAUUGAGCGCUACGAGCCCUCUGACACAGCCAAGCUGCUGAAUGCCAUGACAUUUGACGGCUUCUUGAUGUACCUCGGCUCAGCUGAGGGCUCCAUCUUCAACCCACAGUGGCGGGGCGUCUUCCAGGACAUGAGCCAGCCGCUGUGCCAUUACUUCAUUUCCUCCUCCCACAACACCUAUCUAAUGGAAGACCAGCUCCGAGGUCAGAGCAGUGUGGAGGGAUACAUCAGGGCUCUGAGUCGUGGCUGUCGGUGUGUGGAAGUGGACUGCUGGGAUGGUGCCAAUGGAGAGCCCAUUGUCUAUCACGGACAUACUUUCACCUCAAAGAUACUCUUCAAGGAUGUGGUCAACGCAGUGGGAAACUAUGCCUUCAAGGUAUCAGAAUAUCCAGUCAUUCUGUCUAUCGAGAACCACUGCAGCGUUGAGCAACAGAGAGUCAUGGCCCAACACCUCAACCACAUUCUGGGAGACAAAUUGCUGAAAGGCACACUAGAGGGCAAGGCCCCCAUCAGGUUGCCGUCUCCUGAGGAUCUGAAGGGUAAAAUUCUCCUGAAGGCCAAGAAAAUUGGUGGUCUGGAGGAGAGUCUCAAUGGGAUGGUCGAGGACUCUCAGACUGGAGAGGUCAGUGAUGAAGACGAGGUGGCUGAAAUCAACGAAGAUAAUCUCCACCGUGAAAGCAUCUGUCGCAGAAUAAAGAGGUCCACCCAGCAUCUGUCUAAGGAGCUGUCGGACUGUGUUGUUUACUGCAAAAGCGUCCAGUUCAGUAACUUCAAACACUCCCGCAUCCACUCCAAGUUCUAUGAGGUGGCUUCCUUCACAGAGUCCAAGGCCCGCAAGCACCUGAGAGAGGCUGGGACCGAGUUUGUCCACCAUAACUCACGGCAGCUGACCAGGGUUUACCCCAGUGGACUCCGAACAGACUCCUCCAAUUUCAAUCCCCAGGAAAUGUGGAAUGUUGGCUGCCAAAUUGUUGCGUUAAACUUUCAGACAGCUGGGGAGGGAAUGGAUCUGAACGACGGACUGUUUGGUCAGAAUGGGAGCUGUGGCUAUGUGCUAAAGCCCAGCUUCAUGAGAGAGAUCCAGGGUGGAUUUGACCCUGAAACACCCCAACAAAGGGAUUGCUACCAACCUGCGGUCCUCACCAUACAGGUGAUCAGUGGUCAGCAGCUGCCCAAAGUCAACAUUAAAGAGGAUUCAAUUGUGGAUCCUCUGGUCAGGGUCGAGAUCCAUGGUGUUCCUAUGGACCAGGCCAAGCAGGAGACCAGAUACAUCGAGAACAAUGGAUUCAACCCUGUGUGGUACGACACUCUGCGCUUCACCAUCCACACUCCUGAGCUGGCCAUGGUUCGAUUUGUGGUGGAAGACUAUGACAAGACAUCUAAGAACGAUUUUGUGGGCCAGUAUACGCUCCCCCUAAGCUGCAUGCAGCAAGGUUAUCGGCACAUUCACCUGUUUUCCAAAGACGGAACCAGAAUUCCUCCUUCCUCCCUAUUUGUGCACGUCAGGAUCACACAACUGGAGUAAUCUCUCUUGGUUGGGCAUUGGAAAGAACAUCCUGAGCACAUGUUAUUCAAUUCUCAGAGUAAUCUCAUUCCUUCUGAUUGAAAAAUACUAAUAGCUCCUUGAUAACUAUUUCAUUCUUAUUUGAUGUGAAUACAUAAUAUGCCAAAUGUUGUAGAGAUCCUGUGGCAGCAGAUGGAUAUGAAUUAUGCAUGUUUUUUUGUUUUGCUCACUUUAGUGUGCGUAAUUUCUUGCUGCUCAUAUUUGGUGUGCUAGUAUUUGUUUCUGAUGGAUUAUUCUGAAGAAGAACGUGCCACCAAUGUUUUUGGUCCAGGAUGUAUAUUUCCUGUCAGUAUUUACUUUUUAAUGAACAUUUCAUCAGCUCGUUUUGGAACCCUAAAAAAGAAAAUCGCAAGCAAGUGGAAUUCACACUCCGUUUCUACAACCUCUGGUGAAAUCAAAAAGAAGCUAGACCAAAGGGACGUCCAAACCCUGGGGCGACAAAUCAUUUUAAAUCUAGUUUCAGACAUAUUUCAGAAUGAGACAACAAGCACAGGGGCAAGCAGCUCAGCGUUGUCAUAUAGUGAGAAAGGGGCUAUGGCCACAUGGUGAUGUUGUAAUUGAGGGAUUCACAUGUGCCUGUCAAUGAGACAUGUGACAAAGAUAAAUUAUCUUGGGUACUUGGUUGAUAUGAAAAACUUUUUAGAAAUGCUAAUAAAUCAGUCUGGCUAUAGAACAUUUAAAACAAACAAAAACAAAUGUAAUUUACCAAAUUCCAAAAACCGAAUGCAUUCUGAAUAUCUGUCCAUUAUUAAGGACUCUUAUGAUUAGUUUUCGGAUGUGUGUGUUAUUUCAGUCCCCUCCCUUCCACAGCAUUUUGCUGUAUGCUGAUCAUCUCCAGUGGAGCUACUGGAAGCCAAUGGCGCCUCCCAGUGUCCACAGUGACAUCCUGUGGCUGUUUUCCUGCUCUUUCCAUUAAGACCGGACUCUUCUGCAUGUUGUUCCUUUGUAAAAGGAUGCAGUGACUGUAGUUUAGCUCUCUGGACUAAAGAAAUACAUGCUGAACUCUUGUGUAAUCUGAUGUUAUUUCAUGGAAUGUAGGUAUAUUACCUGUUCGUACCUGUGUAUAUGUGUUUUGAUAUGUCUAUUUUUGUAUUCUUGGAAAAUGUUGUAUGUACUGUACAGCAUAGCACAUUGUAGUGUUCAUUUGUUGUUGUUUUUGUAGAACCCUUGUAUUAAUUUGCCAUUUUACCUGCAAAUAAAUAUGAUUUUCAUUUUAAGCUACUGAUGCAACUAUUUCAUCCUACUUACUACAUAUACCUCACCUUGUGUGUUUAGCUGGUGCACUUUAUUUUUAUUUCUAAUUUUAUCUUAUCUCCUCUUACUCACUAACCCAUAGCCUUAGCUUUAGCGUACUAACCCAUAGCAUAUAUUUUAUUAUACUUUUAUUUUAUUUUUAUCUUAUUGCUGCACUAUGUUGUCAUUAUUGUACUGUCUUCCGUCAUGCACCAACCGCCAAGACAAUUUCCAUGUAUGUCCAACAUAUUAUGGCAAUAAACGUUUCCUAAU
Pungitius pungitius (ninespine stickleback) is the source of this 3928-nucleotide messenger RNA. It is a transcript of the gene plcd4a, whose product is annotated as phospholipase C, delta 4a. Gene Ontology annotation, molecular function: phosphatidylinositol-4,5-bisphosphate phospholipase C activity; calcium ion binding. The record is from RefSeq and is a predicted model, not a curated record. Bases 113 to 2383 code for a protein of 756 amino acids. NCBI's taxonomy places the organism in Eukaryota, Metazoa, Chordata, Actinopteri, Perciformes, Gasterosteidae. The transcript is spliced from 16 exons. Gene Ontology annotation, biological process: release of sequestered calcium ion into cytosol; phosphatidylinositol-mediated signaling; lipid metabolic process.